Messenger RNA from Colletotrichum phormii, 858 nucleotides. RefSeq lists its product as uncharacterized. Lineage: Eukaryota; Fungi; Ascomycota; Sordariomycetes; Glomerellales; Glomerellaceae. Bases 1 to 858 code for a protein of 285 amino acids. The transcript is spliced from 4 exons. The record is from RefSeq and is a predicted model, not a curated record.
AUGCCCUCUCUCAAAUCCCUCCUCCUCCUCGGCGCAAGCCUGGCCGCGACCUCGGUCCAGGCCACGCCCAUCCAGUCUCUCGACUUCAGCGGCACGUCCCUUGCGCCCCGCGCCGACCCGAGUCUGACGGGCUACCUCGGUGCCUUCUUCCUCGGCGCGGAUCCGUAUGUGUACUUAUACCUCUCCAACGGCAACAAAUUCGGCCGACUAAGGGAACGGGCGACUACCUGGGAUGCUGCUCAGAGACAGGGAUCCAAGGGCAUUUUCGUCUGGGAGAGCACGGAUCUCGUCAACUGGACCAACGAGAGACUCGUUGUCGUUGAGAACUCUAGCGCCGGCAUGGUGUGGGCUCCCGAGGCCAUCUGGGAUGCUGCCAAGGGGCAGUACCUCGUUCACUGGGCCUCCAAGUUUUACCCCACCUCGGACCCGAACCACACCGGCAGCCCCGGCGCCAUCGUAAUCCGCUACGCCUACACCUCGGACUCCAAGACCUUCUCCACCCCGCAGACCUACAUCGACAAGUCCCCCACCAACAUCAUCGACCUCAACAUCCUCCCCACCGGCACCGACGGCAAGUCCUUUGUGCGCUUCCUCAAGGACGAGUCCCUCAAGACCGUCUUUGUCGAGGUCUCCACCACGGGACUCUUCGGUUCCUGGACCCGUCCCGGCGGUAGCUCCGCUGUUAUCGCCAGCGGUGUCGAGGGCCCUGCUUCGCCGUAUGAGACCACUAAUGUGGCGAGUAACUCGGGCUGGACUGCUAGUUCGAUGACUGGGUUCCCUAGUGGGUUGAGGCAUUGUGGUGUUCUGCCUGUUAACCAGACGAUUUAUGAUGCUUUGGAAAGCGCUGGGGUUAAGUGA